Somion occarium is the source of this 1566-nucleotide messenger RNA. The record is from the annotation of a GenBank genome assembly. Lineage: Eukaryota; Fungi; Basidiomycota; Agaricomycetes; Polyporales; Cerrenaceae.
ACUGCGACUCACCUGCUUCCUCUCACAUCUGCCACUCUCCGUUUCUUCUCUCAACCCAAACGACAGAUCAAUACCCGGUCGACACACUUGUUUUGCCGCGUCAGAAUCUUGCUUCCUCCCACUUUUCUUGAGUGGCACUGGACGACAUACGCAAAAUCCGUACACAGAACUUGCGGCCAAAUCCGCACACGGAAUUUGCGGUCAAAUCUCAACACAGUCUCGGUCUUGCUGCCUUCAAGGUUGCUGCUAAACUUGUGGAACUGGUCUCAUCUUGUUGGCUUGGUGCACAACUGCCAGAGGCUCACGACCUGAACCCGCCAUGGAUCUUCCUUGGUUCUCAUCACCGAUAUGUUUGUCGUCGGACAAUGUUCGAUCGCGAACACUUGAGCUUAAGAUAACGACGCUAGGAGCUGGUCGUCGCCUCCCAACUCUGGUUCUUGAAGCACGCCAGGUGCUUCGUUCUGGUUUUCUUUUGAGCCUUGAGGCAAUCAUCGCGCACCACAAAAGCAAGCAGAAGGAAACAGUGACUUCGAAGCAUACCCGUCAUGGCGGCGGAAAGAGACAAAGUAUCGUGAUGCGCCGAUGAGAAAAAGCACGACGGGCAUAUCCCAUCAAUCCGCUAUCGCGCUUCUCCCAGGUCCGAGCCUCCUUCCCUCCUUCAAGAGGCGACGCAGCACCACUUGGUGUUGCUCUUUUCUCAGUCUUCUUCUUUCAUCUAGGGGUGUUGCCACCUUUUCUCGCCCUCUCUUGUAUUCAUCCUUUCUCGUUUUUAAGUCUCUACUCCUUCCACACUGUUCGCUUUUGCCUGCUCCCUAGUUCCAUCGCUCGUUACAUCACAAUUCUUCAUUACCAAAAAUACCAUCUACAUUGGCACGCCAUGUCAGUGGAAGUCGCCUCAAAUGCUGUCGCGUCUCAGCACGAGUCUAUUUCAUCCGUCUCGAAGCCGUACCUCGGCGACCUUCGUCUCCCUGCAUAUCGUGUCACUCAUUUGGGCAGGUACCAUCCUUAUGGGCGUAAGGUAGCCUAUCAUGCCACGAGUCAACCAGUGGACUUGAUGCAAACCCAAGAUCACCGGUUUACUGACUAUGCUGGCAGACCCAGUUUGUCAUUAUCUAUUAUUUCUGAAGAAGAUGAGGAUGACAUAGCCAGGGUGGAACACGGCAUCUAUCCUGUCAUUCCACCGAUCGAACGACUUGUUGUCAUUGGCGGACAUCCGGAGAAAACAGUUGGUUUCAUGGAAAUCAUAAUCGAUUUCGCUCUUGCCAUGCGCAGGAGGUUCCGAAGGUUGGCCACGAAGCGUGGUUGAAAGACGUUCCAUCAAAUCUCAGACAACAUCACACUGAUCUAUGUUACUUCACUGACUCGUUCCAAAGCCAAUUUUCUUGAAUCUUGCACUUCUUGGAUUAUCGAACCUACCGUACUUGACAAGCUGCUCUUGCGAUAUUAUCAUUGUAUUAUAGUUGAUUUCUUGGCUAUUUUUGUACCAUAGUUCUCUUGGCUGCGUCGAUAUGACGUCCUGUAUAUACUACUCCUGGCAAUGUCUAUGUCAAAAUCUGGUGGAACCUU